AGAAACCUGUCCAUCUUGUUGCAGCUGAAUUCCAAAUCACUUUCAACAAACGGCAGCUGGAGUCUCGCUCACACCCAUACACACACAGAGCGAUGAGAAGAACAGUGGCACAUGUCUGGACCUGCGUGCUUUUCACAUAUUUUCUUAGAAAAACGGAUGGAAGACCUGAAGAGGUUCAUGUAGCCUGUCGGUACUCUGAGGACUGCCUCCUUCCCUGCAGUUUCUCCCCGUCAGGCAGGGAGGAGAUCCGCUGGUUCAGGAUGGGACAGGACUCCCUGAUCUACAGCCAUCCGCCGAGCGCAGACUCGCAGGAUACGAGUUUUGUGGGCAGGACAUCCAUUUCUGCUCACGAGCUGUCACUCGGGAAUGCGUCACUCCUCCUGCAGCACUGCAUCGUGAGCGACAGGGGGCGCUACAGGUGUGAAGUCUCGAAGGGUGAAAAAAAACACAACGUCUUAGUUACGCUUAAUGUGGAAGCUCUUAUACGCUCUGUGGAUGUUGAGCUCACUCGUCUGAGCGGUUACGAGGAGAUCAAGUGCACCACGGACAAUGUUUACCCGGCUCCUCACGUCUUCUGGGCCACCGAUCCGCCCAUGGAGAAACUCCAAUACACAACGAGAAAGAAGGCCAACGAGGAGGGGCUGUACAACAUGGAGAGUAAACUGAAGAAGCUUGUUGAGCUUCACAACAUCACCUACAUCUGUACCAUCAACUCGUCCGAUGCUGCUCAGACGUGGACCGCAUCACUGAGCGAGACAGUUCUUAACAACAACACCGUCACAUCAAAGCUGCACGCGUUUUCCACCAGGACUGAAGUUAACUCAGCUGAAGGGCAGGACAUCAUCAUCCCCUGCAGAACCUCCAGGAACAUGCAGAACUUUACACUGACCUGGUUCUUCAGCAAAGUUCCAGACCAGUCCACUGUCAUCUGCACAUACGACAGCAGGACGCAGCAGAUCCUCAACCACUGGAACGGCACAGCGCGGCUCGAAACCCAGAACCUGCAGCGAGGUGACGGAUCCCUGAGACUGAAGGCCAUCCAGAGCCAGGAACACAUGGGAGUGUACACCUGUAACAUCUCAGCACUCCAGUGGAACCACGUUGGACAAACCAGCGUCAACAUUACAUCACCAAGUUCUCAAAACGAGACUUCACACAGCUCCAAACCCUGGUGGAUUCCUCUGGUCGUUGUUCUCGCUCUAGUUUUCAUCAUGGUGGCCGCGAUGAUAGCAAUAGUCAAAAUCCAAACCCAGUGCUCACAAAGCGAAACCACGGCAACGGCCAGGUACUCCAGGGAGGUUAAAGUUUCCAUAGAUAAGGGUGGAGAAACAAAAGAAGGAAGUCAUUUAACAUCUGAAAAGUGAAGAGCACGCAUGAGGAGGACUGAAGCAUCAUCUGCGUAUCUACAGAAACCUCAGAGAGCAGAGCAAGUUCUACUGUUUAUAACCGCAACAAUGGAUUGUUGAUGAGGCUGAGAAUUUUCCCUCAUUUUGCACAGAAUUUUCUCUAUUAACUACUUUAAUUAACAAUAUAAUUGAAUAUCAGAUUAAAGAUUUAAAGAGAUUUAUUAAUUAGUCCAAAAAAGAAAUUGCUUAUACAGUGGAACCUUGUAUUACGAGCAUAAUCUGUUCCAGAAGCGGACUCAUAUUCCGAAACAUUCAAAGCCAUAAGAAAUUAUGGAAACUCAAAUUAUUCAUUCCACAGCCCAAAAAAAUAAAUACAUAAAAAUAAUCAACACAAAAUAUUUAGUAAAAAAAAAAAAAAAAGAACCUGCACUUAACUUUUAAAAAUAGAGUAAAAAUAAAUACCGACCGAUAAGUGUUUUCAUUUGUGUGUGUGUGUGUGUGUGUGAAUCUAAAGUAAGCUCCCCUCUCCCCCAUCUUGUACACAGUUACCCUUCCUCCACGCUUUUCACACACACACAUACGCGCUUAACGAAAACACUGUUUUAUCGAAAAAAUAAACAAGAAAUCUCUCUAUUGACACUCGAUUUAGUGACACACAAACGGAAACACUGCUGUAACGUAAAAAUAAAAAACAAAGAAACCUGCACUAUACCUUUGGAGAGAAUCGCGACACAGCAGUGUUUCUGUGUAGAGCAGAGAGAAAGAGGUUGUGUGUGUCUGUAAAGGUGAAAGUAGGAGGGAAGAGUGUGUGUGUGUGUGUGUGUGUAUGCACACAGGCACAAAGAUCAAGCAGAGCCUUGAUACAGAGAAAGAAAAUGGAUCUUUAACCUCUCUAAUGAGACUUGCUUUUGCUGUACACACGCGUUGUACACACACGCAUACAGACACAAAAUAAAAGAUGUUUUACCCACACACGUGGUCACAGUGUUAUAGUAAACUGUACAUGGGUGCACGAAUGUUGAUUAUACCAGUAAGAGACGCGCACUAAGACCCAGCAGGGGAGACGAUUACCCACAAUUCCGCAGCGCAAGAGAGAAAAAACAUUGGCUCAGUUGUGAUCACAUGACGCUCGGCAUCAAAACAAGAAGCGCAUGCGCGAUACAUGAUACUCGGUACUCGUAAACCAAGACUUGUUCUUUUUCCAAGUCAAAUUUUAUAAAAAAUCUUUGCUCGUCUUGCUGAACACUCGCAAACCGCGUUACUCGCAAUCUGAGGUUUCACUGUAUAUAAUUAAUUAUAGUAUGAGAGGUUACACUGCUGGUGUGUUUUGCUCAGGGCCAAGCUUUCAAAUAAAAGAACUUACAUUUUUAAAGUAUUUAGAAAUGUGCUGAGUUUCAUGAACACCACAAGUUCUGAGAAGUUCUGAACUGACAAAAAUAUAAAAAACAUUUAUAUUUAUAUUUAUUCUUGAAUAUAUUGCUUUGAUUUUAUAGUAUAGAUUAAUUACAAAACAAAGUUUUUAUAUUUAACUAUGUAUUUUUUGUAAAAGUUUUUUUUAAAGAUUUUUAGAGAACAAAG
Clarias gariepinus (North African catfish) is the source of this 2924-nucleotide messenger RNA. It is a transcript of the gene hhla2b.1, whose product is annotated as HERV-H LTR-associating 2b, tandem duplicate 1. The record is from RefSeq and is a predicted model, not a curated record. The transcript has 8 exons. NCBI's taxonomy places the organism in Eukaryota, Metazoa, Chordata, Actinopteri, Siluriformes, Clariidae. The coding region runs from base 93 to 1364 and encodes 423 amino acids. Gene Ontology annotation, cellular component: external side of plasma membrane. Gene Ontology annotation, biological process: cellular response to lipopolysaccharide; positive regulation of T cell proliferation; T cell costimulation.